Molecule: messenger RNA, 9604 nt
Organism: Xiphophorus hellerii (green swordtail)
Lineage: Eukaryota; Metazoa; Chordata; Actinopteri; Cyprinodontiformes; Poeciliidae
Gene: grid1b
Product: glutamate receptor, ionotropic, delta 1b
Exons: 18
Coding region: 364-3594 (1076 amino acids)
Biological process (GO): monoatomic ion transport
Cellular component (GO): membrane
Molecular function (GO): ligand-gated monoatomic ion channel activity; signaling receptor activity
Source: RefSeq, a predicted model, not a curated record
ACUCGGAGGGAGAGAGUCAGAGCUGCUCGUCCGGCGGAUCUUCACCUCUGAAACAAAUCCCCGGUGUCUCCUGUCAUCCUCCCCUCCUCUUCCCCUCUCACCUCCCCGGCUUUGCUCCUCUCUGGAGCCCCUGGAAGCUUCUCCCUGUUAUUUUUCUUCUUCUUCUCUCUAAUCUCCUUCUUCAGCUCGACUUUGAUCAACACUUUCUUCUGUGGGAUUUAGUUUUCUGCUCAUCACUCUCUCCCAACACUUCGCCGCCGCCGCCGCCGCUGCUCCCAUUCGGAUUUGCUCGCCAGUGAGGAGAAGAACCCCAAGAAUCGGCGAGGUGGAUCCGUGGAUGCGCCUCUGGGGCUCGAACUGGAGAUGGAAAUGCUGAUACUGUUAUUUCAUUCUUUGUGGAUAUUGCAGUGCAACACAGCGAGCGCCGACUCCAUCAUCCACAUCGGUGCAAUAUUUGAGGAGAAUGCAGUGCGGGACGAUGAGGUGUUCCAGCUCGCCGUGUCCGACCUCAGUCUGAGCGAUGACAUCCUGCACAGCGAAAAGAUCACGCAUUCCAUAAAGCUCAUUGAGCCCAACAACCCUUUCCAGGCGGUGCAGGAAGCCUGCGAGCUGAUGAACCAGGGCAUCCUGGCAUUGGUCACCUCGACAGGCUGCGCCUCGGCUAGCGCCCUACAGUCCCUGACGGACGCCAUGCACAUCCCGCACAUGUACAUCCAGAGGAAUGGCGACGGCUCCCCCAGGACGGCCUGCCAGUUCAACCCGAGCCCCGCAGGGCAGCGCUAUACUCUGGCAGCCCGGCCGCCCGUACGCCUCAACAACGUCAUGCUGACGCUGAUGGAAGAGCUGCGCUGGCAGAAGUUCAUCUUGUUUUACGACAUAGAGUACGAUAUCCGUGGCUUGCAGGGCUUCCUUGAUCAGACGUCCCGUCAGGGCGUUGAUGUUGCGUUACAGAGGGUGGAUAGGAACAUCAGUAAAGUCUUCACCAACCUGUUCACCACCAUGAGGACGGAGGAGCUGAAUCGGUACCGGGACACGUUACGCAGAGCCAUCCUUCUGCUCAGCCCGCAGGGGGCGCACACGUUCAUCCAGCAGGCUGUGGAAACAAAUUUGGCCUCCAAGGACAGUCACUGGGUGUUUGUAAAUGAGGAAAUCAGCGACACAGAGAUCCUGGAGCUGACCCACAGUGCACUGGGGCGCAUGACUGUGAUCCGACAGAUUUUCCCCCUGUGGAAGGACAGCAGCACCCGCUGUAUGAGGCAGAACCACCGGAUCUCGUCACUGCUGUGCGACCCGCAGGAAGGAUACCUGCAGAACCUAGAGGUGUCCAACCUCUACCUGUACGACAGCGUGCUGAUGCUGGCCAACGCUUUCUACAGGAAGCUGGAGGACAGGAAGUGGCACAGCAUGGCGAGCCUAAACUGCAUCAGAAAGUCGACCAAGCCAUGGAACGGUGGCUGGUCAAUGCUGGAGACCAUUCAGAAGGGGAACAUCACAGGUCUGACAGGAAUCAUGGACUUUAAGGAGAGCGGCUCAAACUCCCACGUCCAGUUUGAGAUCCUCGGCUCCAGUUUCAGUGAGACCUUUGGCAAAGACAUCAAAAGGCUGGCGACAUGGGACUCUGUUCAUGGGCUGAACGGCAGCCUGAAGGAGAGUCGCAUAGAGAAUGGGAUGCAAGGGCUGACGGUUAAAGUGGUCACUCUGUUGGAGGAUCCUUUCGUCAUGGUGGCAGAGAACAUCCUCGGGCAGCCCAAGAGAUAUAAAGGAUUCUCCAUCGACGUCCUGGACGCCCUCGCUAAGAUCCUGGGCUUUAAAUAUGAGAUCUACCAGGUUGCAGACAGCAAAUACGGCUCUCAGCUUCCCAACGGCUCAUGGAAUGGGAUGAUUGGGGAUCUCAUCAACAAGAGAGCCGACCUCGCCGUGUCAGCCAUUACCAUCACACCGGAGAGGGAGAACGUGGUCGACUUCAGCAAGCGCUACCUUGACUACAGCGUCGGCAUCCUUCUGCGAAAACCCGAAGAGAAGAUCAACAUCUUCUCCCUGUUUGCGCCGUUCGACCUGGCCGUGUGGGCCUGCAUUGCAGCCGCCAUCCCGGUGGUGGGAGUGCUCAUCUUCCUGCUCAACAGGUUGCAAGCUCUGCGCUCCUCCUCCUCCCAGAAUGCACCGCCAGGCCAUCUGUCCAACGGAGUGGGUUCGGGCACGCUGCACAGCGCCAUCUGGAUUGUUUAUGGAGCAUUUGUUCAGCAAGGAGGUGACGGCAUGGUCGGCUCGGUGGCGCUGCGGAUCGUCAUGGGCAGCUGGUGGCUCUUCACGCUCAUCGUGUGUUCGUCGUACACGGCCAACUUGGCAGCGUACCUCACCGUGUCACGCAUGGACCACGCCAUACGGUCAUUCCAGGACUUGGCGAGGCAGAUUGACGUGGAGUACGGCACAGUGAGAGACUCCGCCGUCUACGACUACUUCAGGAAUAAAGGCACAAACCCUCUGGAGCAGGACAGCACGUAUGCAGAGCUGUGGAGAACCAUCAGCAAGAACGACGGCAUGGACUACUCCGUGUCCAGCCCGUCAGAAGGCAUCCGCAAGGCAAAGAAGAGUCCUUACGCUUUCCUGUGGGACAUGGCGGUGCUGGAGUAUGCGGCGCUGACGGAUGACGACUGCACCAUCACGGUUUCAGGAAACAGCAUGAGCAGCAAAGGCUACGGCAUCGCCAUGCAGCACGGCAGCCCAUACAGAGACCUCUUCUCUCAGAAGAUCUUGGAGCUGCAGGAGAAAGGCGACCUGGACAUCAUGAAGCAGAAGUGGUGGCCUCGCACCGGCCGCUGCGACCUCAGCAGCCACGUCAGCGCCCAUCCCGACGGCCGCUCCCUCAAGCUACACAGCUUCGCUGGCAUCUUCUGCAUCCUGGCCGCCGGCCUCUUGCUGGCCUGCCUGGUGGCCGGCUUGGAAGCAUGGUGGAACAGCAACCGCUGCCGGCAGGAGCAGCCCAAAGAGGUCACUAAGGAUUACAGACUGGCAAGGGUUUCUGGUCCAUUGACAUAUAAUGACAUUACAACUGCUUCAUCGGAGGGGAGGAGGGACAUUUGGACAGACAGAGAGAGAGGCUGGGAUGAAGCAGAAGCAAUUGAUACAGGACAAGGAGGUGAAUCUGGAACAGGUGCAUCGUCGUAUGAACAGUCUUUUGGACGAGGACUUGGCCCACAAGCAGAUCCCCGGUCCCUCUAUCGAGAUCUCUGCGCUGGACAUCGGCAGCAUGCAGCCCAGCCAGGCCUCUCUAGUGCCGGGGCCGGAGUCCGUGCGGGACUACCCGCCCUCGGCCCUCACUGUGACCACCUACCUGCCCGGGGAGGGACCCCCACCUCCCCCUCUUCCCCACCCUCACCAUGGGGGGACCCUAGGCAGGACACUGCCCCCGUCCCAGGGCCCUGGCAGCACCACGUUGCCCCUGCACCACCCUCUCAGCAGCACCAGCCUCAGCGGCACCAUGCAGUGCAAACACCGGGCUCCCAACGGGGGGCUCUUCCGGCAGAGCCCUGGCAAGACACCCAUGCCAAUGUCCUACCAGGCAGUCUCCGCAGGACCCAUACCCGAAGCCAUUGAUCCCAGCCACAGUACAUCCAUAUAGAGACAAGAUGGGACGGGGGUGGAGGGGUGUGGGUGGCGGCCGCUCUGGACUUUACCCAGGUCGGCAUGGGAGGUGGGUUGGGCAGCUUUAGAAGGGAAAAACAUGUAUAAAUUAAAAACAUUUUGUAUCCUACCAUCCGUUCAGAGAAUACGUUUAAAAGAGGAAAAAAAUGGGUAUAUGUGGGGUUUGAGGGGCCGGGGGUGGGCAGACGGGUUCUGGGCGGGCUGUAAUUUUUUUCUGUACAUAUCUGUAAAUAUCGAGACAAUGAGUGAGGUCAAAGUGUAUUUUGAAUAUUCUCAAUUUUUGAAGUUGAGUUAUAAAACACAAGAAAAAGAUAAAAAAAUCUAUAUCUAUACAUUGAUGAAACGUUCUGACUGUUUGAAUGGCUUUGUAAAUUUUGUUCAAUUAAAAACAAUGACGCGGAUUUCAUCGUGAUUGUUUUCUAAGUGCCGAAAUUAAACGAUGUCUCUCGCCACAACUCAUCAGUGUAAACGACUACCCAUGAUGCACUGCUGUAGGGGACGUUGUAGUGUUGGACACCCACUGUUAUGCACCUCUGUACCAAACCUAUAUCCAGUAUACCUUCAGACCCAUCGGACAAAAAUGUUCACUUUUCCCCCUUUUGUGUUACUAUAAAAUAGACUUGUUUUUUUUUUUAUUAGGCCGAAGCAGCGAAGCGCUGCGAAGGCCUAUUUUUAUUUUUUAUUUUAUUUUCAUUUCAAAGCCGAGGUUGACAUCUGUUCUUUUUUUGUUACAUCCACUGUAAGCGAUGUUUUUGUUUCACACAGUUGAAUACAUUGUUUAUAUGGACAUUUUCUAUUUGCCGUCACUUUUUAAAAAGAUGAAUGAAAGGAAUAGUUGUAGAGCAAGAAGGUGAAGAUUUCAGGCUGUGAUCACACAGACACUGCCUGUGAUUCGAGGGAGAACUUCGACUUUAUCGGCGUUGGACUUUGAGUCCUUUCGUGUUUCUAAUUAGUGGUUGAAGACGACAAUUUGGGUUUUUACAAUAUAAUCAAGAAAAUUUGCUCUUCAAAUGGAAUAUAUCCAGCUUUGACUUGUUUAGAGAUGCUCUGAUCGGGUUUAUCAAACCUAACUGACUUUACGUUUUCUCAGUUCUGAUUUUGACUGAUCACUAUUUCUUUUUUUUUUUUCCGAUCUGGACUGUGACAAAACAAAGGAGACGGUGCUUUAUACAGAAAGCAGAAACUGAUCACAAUUAAUGCAUAAAUGUACAUGCCUCAAACUUUUAUCCUUUCUUUUACUUAAAUGCCCAUAAAUGAAGAUGCUAUGUUCCAAUAAUAGGAGUUCUUAAUUUUGUUGCCCUUAACCAAUGGAGCAAGGAAGUCUGUUUUUUCAGUAUUUCACCAAUUAGUACCUGACAAUUAUCACCUCCCUACAUAUUUUAAUAGGAUAAUCUGCUAAAAAAUACAGUACUUAUAGAUAUGACAUUUCUGUUUUGUUUCUAAUCCUGGUAAGAAGCUAACAACCUGACUUGAUAAUCAAAUGUAACCAUCAGCAGUAUGAUAUUUUUCUACAUGUUACUACUUUUUUAAACAGGUUUUACCAUCUUGUGGCGACAGUAUUUGCACAACCAAAUUCAAACUAAAAAAAAAUGACCUGAUCCAUUUUAGUUUUCCCCAAUCCGAGGCCUCAGCCGCUGGAGUCCUGAAUGUUUUGGAUGUUUCCCUAAUUCAACAAUCCCACUUCAAAUGAAUAGUUUAUUAGUGGGUCUCUGCAGAGCUCGACGGCAUGCUGAGAAGGUAAUUCAGCAAUUGGAGUUGGAGCCGACCCAUCUUAAACCUGCCAGGCAUCUGCCCUCGAGGACUGGAAUGAGAUUUUGCUGAUAUAAAUGCUUUAAAACUAUUCCUGCAUUUAUUUAGGUUUUGAUACAUCGGCUUAACCAGAAGUAUAGAAUAAAAAAAUAUAAUUGUCACCAGGGCUUCUUUUUCACAAUAGUAUAUAUACAGUAACUCUGUUUCUUAAUAGAAAACCAUGAACUAUUAGCUGAUUGUCAGGCUAUCUGCUGUGGUAGGACUAUCAGUCAGCUGCUCGGAGGUUCCCAAUUAUGGUUUAAUAUUAUUUUAAACAAUAGGAAGAUCCUGGAAUACCUUGUUAUCAGUGAUAGGACCAUGUUUAACACUUAUCCAGUAGUGGUUUAAAAAUGUUCAUAUUUUUUAUUCAUCUAACUGUGAAUUUCAAAGAACCUUCGUUAUUCUAAGAAAAUCCGUCAUCAGCAUUCUUGAGGCCAUAUGUGAAACUAUCAAAUUAAAGCUACAAAUAUUUCCAAACUUCCCAGAUGUUGAAAGACAAAAGGAAAACACAUGGCAUUGUCUUUUUAAUUGCCAGAAGUUUCAUUUCCAACCUAUAAUUUCAGCCAUUAAGAACCGACACAGUUGGGGUCAUCAGUCCAUAAAAUGUUGCAGGUGAUCAACAAUGCAGACAAAAAGCCCAUUUCUGUCAACUGGAACUUGCAUGGAUUUUUUUUUUUUCUGAUCAAAUCGAGCUGUAACACAAUUCCAACCCCAAUAUGCCAAAGCUUGCAGAAAACAACCUGAUCUCGAAUUAUUAUUAUGCAAAUGUGAAACAAAAGUAACAGACAGCAGUUGCUAGUGUGAGCACAGCCCAAGAGUCUCUCACCUUUAGCUUAGUGUAAUUAACCAGAAUAUUAAAAUGAUAUAAAUAUGUUUUUUUCUACCAGAGAAGUUAUUGUCACUUGUAUUGAGGUUUUUCUCAGUAGUUAUUCUUGUCAGGAGGCAGGGCAAAAUGACCGAGGCCUCAUAUUCCCACAAGUCAUUCCUAAUGAGGUCCAUUAUCACCUGAGGGGAUGACGGAGGGCGUCAUUAUCCAAAGUGCAAUCACAGGCUCACGAUGGAGGCGAUUCGGCAGGUGCCAUACCCCAGCUACUCGUAAAACAGAGGAAGUUUUACCACGUUUGCCGAAUGUUUUUUUUCUUCUCUCUCCUCAGAAUAUCAUAACGAGCCUUGAAAGAAAACUGUUUAAAAGGAAAUCUAAAGCCCACACUUCACCCCGGCAUUUUUGCUGUCAUAAGUGCGAUUAAUGUGCAUUUAUAGGCCUAAUGAGUUUUGACUCCAUUUUCAUUUGCCAGAGCGGGCUGUUUGGAAGCCUGCUGAUCGCUCACGGUGGAGUUUUCAGGACAUUAACAGCCAGAAAGCAGCAAGGAGCAGACCGACUCGCCUUUGACGGGUUCCCAUUCCUCAUGCACUAAUGCGGAAAAGAAGAAAUAAAGAGACUUUGACUUGCAGGAACGAAUGGCCUCCUUUCUGGAGAUGGGACAUCAGGUUUGAUUUUUUUUUUUUUUCUGCUGCAGAAAGUAGAUGUUUCCCACAAAGUUCUGUGUGUUGUUGACGAUACUGAUGUUAUUUAAACUGCUUGUUUCUUUUUAUGUCGUCUCCACUUGUCCACCUUGACAAGGACGAAGAUUGUAGAUGGAUUACUGUAGAACCCGUUUUGUAUCGAAGCAAUUGGGGUUUGAUAAGAAACUGAAGUCUUUUAGACUCCUGUACUGCAUCGCUUUACUCUUUGUGCUGGAAUUUCCUUCAACAACACACACACUCAAGCCCACAUGAAGAAAAAUUCUCAAGAAGGUUUUGAAGUCAGUCAAAAAAAAAAAAAAAAUACAAUCAUGUCUGAAAUGUGGCUAUUGAAAACCUGUGCAUUUUACUGAUUAAACUGUGAAUUUCUUAGCUACCUUAAAGAUGACCAGAUCAGGGCAAGGUAAAGAUGCUAUCAUAAAAAGUCAGAUAACAUGUAUCAAAGCAUAAGUGUUCACAAAUCAGAGCUAAUAUGGCAAUACUGAGAUUAAUGCAAAACAAACCGUUUCAGAGAUGUGUUUAGAAAACCAAGUUAGGUACUGUUGAAGACGACUCGCAAUUUGAACUUGCUCAUUUAUCAGUUCAGGAGUGUCUAAGAAAUGAUUUAGUCCUCAACAGGUCUUAAACUAAGAUGAAUGCCACCACACAACACUGGAUAUCUAUGUCCAACCUUCCUGUUCUCAAUAGAUUUCGGAGGGAGAGUAGAAUAUUGGUCAUUUUUGCUUAAAAUUACCAAUGCAUCUCCCUGUGUACAUGAACCACUUGAGCCUCCCAGACAAGACCAUCCCCUUAUUUAAACUACAGUGAACUCCUGCCUAGUCCCUGUUCAGUAUAUUCUGUAAAACUCCAAACUACUUGUGGAAACUUUGCCCACAGAGGUGAAGGGAGAGAGGAGAGAAAAAAGGAAUCAAGGGAUUUCUCACUAGGAUACCAAAGCAGAUUUUUGUAUCCUUGGUGUCCCUGAAAGCUAAAUUAUUCACACAGGGAAAACACCAGGUCUUUCUUCACUGUAUCUCUUUAAAACAAGCUUUACGUCCUUGUCGCCUUUCUUCUUCCAUUCAUGAUUUAACCUGCCACAUUCUUCGUACAAUCUGCACCCAGAUUAUUGCAGAGACCCACACCCGACCUGAGCGAAAUGUUUACGUCUCACAGACUUUGCAAUGGAGUGGACUCAGGUGUAAUUUAGGUCACGACUACAAAUGUUGAAUUCCAUCAUUCUACCAAGAGACAUUAUUCCUAAAUAAAGAACAUUUGAACAAUUGGCCAUGUUCCCAAGAAUAGACAUCAAGGAAUAGAGGCUUGUGUUGAAUGGUUGAAGACCUAUCUGCAACUUUCCUUUGAACAGAGAAGGCCACAGCAGAGAUGUUUCACUAUAACUCACUUGACCAUAUUUAGAGGAAACAAAACACUGCAUAACAGCACUAUGGUGGAGGGGAUGUGGGACUUGUCUUACAGCCACAGGCUCUGAACACUUCACAGUUGAUGGCUGAACCAUGAACUCUGCUGAGCACCAGUGUGUUCUAGAGACCAAUGUAAGGCCAUCUGUCUGACAGCUGAAGCCUGUUCCAAACAUGGUCGUCAGCAGUAUAAUGAAGCCAAACAAAGACAAAAAAAAACAACCAGAAUGGCCGUUACACAAGAAUCAAGGUGUUGCUGUGGCUCAGUCAAAGUCUAGACCUCAUCCUGUUUGAAACAUGAUUGUGGGACAUUUAGAGAGGUGGACUAAGCACGAAGCUCAGUGAAUUGAAAGAAGAGUGGGGCACAAAAUCAGACAGAAAAUCAAAGUUAUUGGUGUUUAAAGUGAUUCUCUAAACUGUUAAGUCAGAGUGAACAUAGAGCUUCCACACAGCGCUAUAAUGAUUUGGUUUGUUUUCUAGAUAAUUAUUAAAUUACCUAAUGUGUUGUUAAUCUGAGGUGGUAUUAAUCUAAUUUUAAGGUGUGACGAGGACCAAAUGAGAAAUGUUAUGUGCCGGAAAAUGUAAAACAUGUCGUACUACAGUCUGAUAACCUUGUAAUACAAACGUAACUGGUAUUAAUCAAGAGGGUUAUUGUGGUGAUUUAGAACUAAAAUAACAUUUUCGUUUUAUCAUUAUCUCAUUAUCUCGUCUUUGAAAUCAGAUUGAGAUGAGUGGCAGAACCAAGUGAAAAUUAGGGGAUUCAUCAUGUUCAGCUUUUUUACUCAUUUAGUUAUAUUUUGUGCUGAUUAGAUAUCCAUGAAUAUUUUUAAAUAUUUGAAAAGUGGGUACUUCUUCAGUCGGCAGGGGAGAACGUGUACAAUGCAUAUCACUGUGCUAAAGUGGAUCCGUCGAAGUAGAUCCACGUGUUUCUUAUCCGCUCGAAGGUCUUCAACUCCCGUCUAAACAGACUCUACAUUGAUGUUUUCUAUCGGUGUCAGUAGUUGAUCCUGUGUUUCGGUUUGCUUUUCAAUCUGUGCUUCACAUCCUGACUGAGUGAAGACCCUGAGGUUACGGUUGGUCAGAUACGCAGAGGUGGAUUUUAUGUUCAAACUCCAGCGCCCUGAAACGAGAUGAUGACACGAACUGUUAAAGCUGAUCGUCUGUCACGAGUCCAUCUCUGAGGGAAAUCCUUAUUUUAUUUAUGAAUAUGCUGCUUGGAGUUUCUUAAUCUUUAAUAAAGAAAUAUGGUUUACACA